This is a messenger RNA of Cucurbita moschata (crookneck pumpkin), 1043 nucleotides long. RefSeq names its product 50S ribosomal protein L13, chloroplastic-like. Gene Ontology annotation, molecular function: mRNA binding; structural constituent of ribosome. The transcript has 4 exons. Gene Ontology annotation, biological process: negative regulation of translation; translation. The record is from RefSeq and is a predicted model, not a curated record. NCBI's taxonomy places the organism in Eukaryota, Viridiplantae, Streptophyta, Magnoliopsida, Cucurbitales, Cucurbitaceae. Gene Ontology annotation, cellular component: ribosome; cytosolic large ribosomal subunit. The coding region runs from base 81 to 827 and encodes 248 amino acids.
CCACUUGCAUUCACAAAAGGCAGAGUCUUAUCCACACUCAACAGCGGAAAUUCCCCAACUGAAAGAGCGCCAGAGCUACAAUGGCGAUGCUCUGUGCUUCCUCCUCUACCGCCACUUUUUCUUUACAUUCCACUCUUAACAAUGCGAACGCAAGUAACAGAGCCAUUCCUAGAAUGUCACUCGUUGCUGGAUUUCCUCUCCCUCAAUCAAAAUCUUCUUUUCUUCAAACUCAGACUACGAUUACUCUAACCUCCAAGCCGAAGAGUUCUGUCUUUCAAGUGCGAGCUCAGGAGCUGGAUCGCGUCCCUUUGGAGCAGCGGUGGAUGUUCGAGGGCGACGAGAUUGACGGCCCUGACAUUUGGAAUAAAACAUGGUACCCGAAGGCUGCUGAUCAUGUGAACACUGAAAAACCUUGGUAUGUGGUUGAUGCCACUGAUAAGAUUUUGGGAAGAUUAGCUUCAACCAUUGCCAAUCAUAUCCGAGGGAAGGAUUUGCCAACCUACACUCCUAGUGUGGAUAUGGGGGCUUUUGUGAUUGUGGUAAAUGCAGAAAAAGUUGCCGUGUCUGGUAGAAAGAGGACACAAAAACUGUACAGGAGGCAUUCGGGGCGACCGGGUGGCAUGACAGUAGAAACUUUUGACCAGCUACAGCAGAGAAUUCCUGAAAGAAUUAUUGAGCAUGCUGUUCGCGGUAUGCUUCCGAAGGGGAGGCUUGGAAGAGCACUUUUUAACCACUUGAAGGUUUACAAAGGACCAGACCAUCCACAUGAGGCACAAAAGCCAGUUGAUCUGCCAAUUAGGGACAAAAGGAUAAACAAGGAAAGAUAGUAUGAACUACAAAGAAACAAAGCUUUCUUGCUCUAGGAUUCCAAUGUUCAUAGACUCUGAGUUAGAGUUUUCAUGCUUCAGCCCAGUCUGAUGUUAGUAUUUGAGUUGUAAUUUCAUUCCAAGUUCUAGUCUUCUCUCGGGUAACAUGAUGCUUGGCCUGAGUGGCAUUUGAAAAUUAUUUAUUCACAAAGUGGAAAUCUUUAAAUCUCGUCUCGU